AUGAUGAAGACUCCGGCCGGCGUGCGCAUGCGCAUGGCGCUCAGUCACCAGCGCAAUCUCCGCUAUGUGCUGGUGGCAGCUUGUGGUGCGCUGCUGUUUGUCAUGUAUCUGCUUACGAAGACGCCCACGCCUUACACGUACGACAAGUUGUCGGACGAGGAGGACAAGCGCUUCAACACGCAGGCCAUCAUGGACCAGUGGCCAGGCCAGUGCCAGAUUAAGAACUUUGAGCAGCUGCGUCGAAUGUCCAUCGUCUACACGUGGGUCAACGGCAGCCAGCCCUGCUAUCGCGAGCUCCGCGAAAAGGCCGGUGGCAAACACGCCGUUGGUGGUUCCCGCGACCGAGAGAUCGGAGAGCUCAUGUACUCGAUCCGCUCGCUCGAGAAGUACGUGCCUUGGCAUACUGGCCAGAUCUACAUCGUGUCUCCUGGCCACAUCCCGCACUGGGUCGACAUAAAUAACCCGCGCAUCAAGGUGAUCAACCAGGACGAUCUGUUCCAGGACUACGCCAAGCAGUUCCUGCCCACUUUCAACACGCACGUGAUUGAGCAGUUCCUGUACCUCAUCCCCGGCCUCUCGGACAUCUACAUGCAAGUGAAUGACGACUAUUUGUUCACCAAACCCAUCGCUCCACACGAGUUCUUUUCGUGUGACGGCGGCAUCCGAUUGCUGCACGAGAAUGGACUCAUCUCCCACACGCCGCCAACUCCGAAGAAGGGAAUUUGGAUCGCCUCAGUUCUCAAUACGCAGCAAGAAAUGGAUCUACGCUGGGGUAAAACGGACCGCCACUUCAUCAAGCACGCGCCGUUCGUGUACUCGCGUCGUGCAUUCGAGCGUGUCCACCAGAUCUUUGACCGUCCACUGUACAUGACGCUCAAGAGCAAGUUCCGUGGUAAGCCUGAUAUGAACAUGCCGCUGUUACACCACUACUAUAUGGUGGCACAGGGUAGCGAAGAGCUCGGUAUCCCUGUCUACUCACCUCCCGAAGAGGAAAUGUCUGGGUACAAGCUCAUCCUGAUGCAGAACAACAACAUUGACAAGCUCAAACAGACGUUCGGACAGAUUCUGGACGGCUCUACGCCAUACAAGAUUGUUGCACUUAAUGACGAGUACUCCGACAUGCGUGUGGCAGACACAGCGCUUGAGUUCCUCAACAAGUUUCUGCCUACGCCCAGCUCAUUCGAGCGUAAGCCCGACUCGAAGCCUCAUGCGCUUACUGUACGUAAGCCUGGUACUUGCGAGGUGGAUCCGACGGUCCUGUCACCGUUCCCGCGGCGAGUUGAGGCUGCGCCCAAGUACCAAGUGAUCGCGUACCGUGAACUGCGCUGGGUGGCUUUCACCAACUCGCUCCUGCGUGGUAUUGGCUUCGGUCUGGGUGCGAUUAUCAUGUACAUCUUCUACCUGCUCGUGCUGCGUCCCAGUAAGGCACCAAUGGGUUCGAACGGUGCCUACGAUAAGGUGUAAGCGUGCUGGAUGGAUUAUGUGCAGAGUGUUUUACGAGCAAAGGGCAAGACCGUCGACGACGUGGGUCUGCAGGCCUGUGGAAGACGAGGUUGGUAGGUUUAGUAUGUGUAUCUACAGCACGAAGGCAAAUGUGCACACUACUCGUCAGCGUUCUGUGCAGAAUAGACGUUGCGAU
Messenger RNA from Phytophthora infestans T30-4, 1639 nucleotides. RefSeq names its product exopolysaccharide phosphotransferase, putative. Gene Ontology annotation, cellular component: Golgi apparatus. Gene Ontology annotation, molecular function: transferase activity, transferring phosphorus-containing groups. The transcript has a single exon. NCBI's taxonomy places the organism in Eukaryota, Oomycota, Peronosporomycetes, Peronosporales, Peronosporaceae. The record is from RefSeq and is a predicted model, not a curated record. The coding region runs from base 1 to 1464 and encodes 487 amino acids.